This is a messenger RNA of Penicillium riverlandense, 360 nucleotides long. RefSeq lists its product as uncharacterized. Lineage: Eukaryota; Fungi; Ascomycota; Eurotiomycetes; Eurotiales; Aspergillaceae. The record is from RefSeq and is a predicted model, not a curated record. Bases 1 to 360 code for a protein of 119 amino acids. The transcript has a single exon.
AUGCGCUUCCACCUGCCUACUCUCCUUGCUCUUGCCACCGCUGCAUCUGCUGAGUGGGUUAUUAGUGGAUACAGUGGUACCGGCUGCAACCCCGAUGAUGAGAUUAACGAUUGGGGAGACGACAACGAUGAUCAGAAAGUCUGCAGCAACUUCCAAGAUAACUCGGUUCCCAUACUCUCCGCUAUGGUGAACUAUACCCAGGGUUAUGCAUGGAUUUACUCGGAAUACAACUGCACAUCGUGGAACUUCGUCGCGAUGGGUGCGAAUACGUGCUAUGACUACACCGACAUCAACCUGUACGCGACCUAUGUUGGAGGAGUUGAGUACAAUGGCUUUGCCACCAGUACCUCUGAUCCAUAA